This is a messenger RNA of Zingiber officinale, 384 nucleotides long. Its product is annotated as glucan endo-1,3-beta-D-glucosidase-like. The record is from RefSeq and is a predicted model, not a curated record. The coding region runs from base 1 to 384 and encodes 127 amino acids. The transcript is spliced from 4 exons. NCBI's taxonomy places the organism in Eukaryota, Viridiplantae, Streptophyta, Magnoliopsida, Zingiberales, Zingiberaceae.
AUGGCGAGCAAACUCGGAGCUGAGAUCUUCUUCUCAUCUCUCUGUUCUACCUUGUUACUCCUUUCUCUCUUCUCUGGAGCUGCGAAUCUCGUGCCGGCCGCAAAAGCAGAUAAAACCUGGUGCGUCGCGAAGCCUUCGUCGGACGCUGCAACGCUGAUGGCGAACUUGAACUACGCCUGCUCGCAGCUGCAGGUGGACUGCAGAGUGCUGCGGAUCGGCUGCGCUUGCGCUCGCCCGGACAGCCUCAUCUCCCACGCCUCCGUCGCCAUGAACCUCUACUACCAGGCCGCCGGCCGGCACUACUGGAAUUGCUUCUUCAACAACUCCGCGCUGGUGACGACGACUGACCCCAGCUUCGAUAGUUGUGUUUAUGAAUACAUCUGA